AUUUUCGCUAAGCUUCUCCGCGCGUUAUCACUUUGCUGUUAGUGACUGGAUCAUCUCAUUUAGACAGAGAUCGUCCUCUCACACGGACCAGAAGCGUCUUAGCGCAGGACGGUGUCAUCUGGCAGAUGGAGCUUCAUUCAGGACUCCUUCAGAGCUGAAGUAGCUCCACUAACCGUCAACACUCAGAUCAAUAACCCACUCUUUGUAGAUACUGUCUUUUGGACAGAUAGUUUGUGUUGGACAAAUUCGACAGGAAACUGUUUGCCAGUAGUCUAUCAGCUUUCCAAAAGAUGAAUAAGUGGUAACUCUCCAUCCAGCGUUUCCAUGCAACAGCGCGGGCGGCUGUGAGGAGUAGCUGCUGCUGCAGAGAGCUCUGUAGAUGCGAUCAGGGCUCUAGAAACCCUGAGCGCCUUCGCAAGCCCAAUGGAGCGACAAGAUGAGCCGGGAGGAGGCUUAAAGCACCAUGAUAGCGCAGAGGAGCUCGGUUCUCCUCCCUUCUCCUCUUGUGAGUACUCACGCAGCCCAGAGCUGGAGGAGCCUGCAAAGAUGAGAAGGAACGACAACUACCUGCCAGUCCCUGGUGAAGAGAAGAACCUGGACGUGGACUUUACCAGCACUAAGCCCAGGAGCAACGAGUCUAUACCAAUGAAAAAUCUCUACGCAGAUGAUGGCUCACCUCUAUACCCGCAGUUAGGCCCGUACUUCUCUGAUGGGCGGCGGCGUGUGGACUAUGUGCUGGCAUAUCACAUCCAAAAACCCAGUGGCAUCCGGCGGCAAUCGUCCAGAUUUGGCGACACCAACUUCAUACGACGGCUUCGGCGCAGCCUAAGCAUGAGAAGCAGCCGAGCCCCGCUGCAACCAAAGGAAGACCCAGAGAUUGCUGCCCAGGAGCAGCGGACUGACUACCAUGAGGAUGACAAGCGCUUCAGGCGUGAGGAGUUUGAGGAAAAUCUUCUGGAGACGGGGCUGGAGCUGGAAAAGGAUGAUGGGUGUAAGAUUCCCGGAAUCGGCUUUUUGAAGAUCCAUGCUCCUUGGAAUGUUUUGUGUCGAGAGGCUGAGUUCAUGAAGCUCAAGAUGCCAACAAAGAAGGUUUAUGAUGUCAAACAAGGAAGCAAUGUGGUGGAGAAGAUCCGAUUGUUUAUUCACAAAGUUACAGCUCCUCUUCACCCAAAAGUAGAUGCCAACCGACCAGACAGUGUCAAAUCCCUCUCUCAUCCAUUCUCCAGAGAGAAGCAACAUCUAUUCGAUCUGUCUGACAGGGACAAGUUCUUUGACAGCAAGACCAGGAGCUCAAUAGUCUAUGAGGUACUGAAGAGGACAAGAUGCACCAAAGCCAAAUACUCCAUGGGAAUCACCAGUCUGCUAGCCAAUGGUGUCUACACAUCUGCUUAUCCACUGCAUGAUGGAGACAUUGAGGGAGUGAAUGCAGAGCCUAAUGACAGGAAGCUGCUGUACGAGGAGUGGGCCAGCUACAGCGUCUUCUACAAGUACCAGCCUAUCGGGCUCAUCAGAAAGUACUUUGGGGAGAAGGUUGGACUGUAUUUUGCCUGGUUAGGAGUCUACACACAGAUGCUGAUCCCUGCUGCCAUCGUUGGAGUCAUUGUGUUCCUCUACGGCUGUGCCACUGUUGACGAUAACAUACCGAGCAUGGAGAUUUGUGAUCCCAGGAACAACAUCACCAUGUGUCCGCUGUGUGACCACGCCUGCAGCUACUGGAAGUUGGUGACAGCGUGUGGCACAGCCAGGGCUAGCCACCUAUUCGACAACCCAGCCACUGUCUUCUUCUCCAUCUUCAUGGCCCUCUGGGCCGUUCUCUUCAUGGAGCACUGGAAGAGGCGACAGAUGCGGCUCAACUAUAUCUGGGACCUGACCGGUUUCGGAGAGGAGGAAGAGGAGGAGCAUAAGGAUCACAACCGAGCGGAGUACGAGUUCCGGGUCAUGCAAAAGACAAUGAAACAGGAGCAUUCAAUCCCAAAGGACGAGAAGGUGAAGCUGACAUGUACAGACAGACUGCCAGCGUACCUGACUACUGUGGUCAUGAUGUGCUUCAUGAUUGCUGUGACAUUUGCCAUAGUGUUCGGGGUCAUCCUGUACCGAAUUAGCAUCAAGGCAGCUCUGCACAUUAGCACCUAUCCUGCAGCACGGUCCAACAUCCGAGCCACUGUCAAAACCACCGCAGCCAUUAUCAACCUCAUCGUCAUCAUCAUUUUAGAUGAAAUCUACGCCUCCAUCGCCCGCUGGCUGACCACACUAGAGGUUCCAAAAACAGACAAGAGCUUCGAGGAGCGGCUCAUCUUUAAAACCUUUAUCUUGAAGUUUGUCAAUGCCUUCACACCCAUUGUUUAUCUGGCCUUUUUCAGGGGCAGGCUUGUUGGGAGACCUGGAAACUACUUGUAUGUUGUUGGAUCGUACAGAAUGGAAGAGUGUGCCCAUGCAGGCUGCCUCAUGGAGCUGUGCAUCCAGUUGUGCAUCACCAUGUUAGGCAAGCAGCUUAUCCAGAACAACCUGUUUGAGAUCGGCAUACCGAAGCUGAAGAAGUUGCUACGGAAGAGGAAGUCAGACUUGGACUCAAAGCAAGAGGAGGAGCUGAACAAAACAAUGCAACGCCAUGAGAAAGACCACUUCCUGGGUCCAUUUGUUGGACUUAGCCCCGAGUACAUGGAGAUGAUCAUCCAGUUUGGGAUGGUGACUCUCUUUGUGGCUUCUUUUCCUCUGGCACCACUCUUUGCUCUUCUAAACAACAUCAUUGAGAUUCGCCUGGAUGCCAAGAAGUUUGUUAUGGAGCUGCGCAGGCCGAUUGCAGCCAAAGCCAAAGACAUUGGUAUCUGGUACAACCUGUUGAGGGGCCUCAGUAAGGUAGCAGUCAUCGUUAACGCUUUUGUCAUCUCCUUCACAUCUGAUUUCAUCCCCCGGCUGGUCUACCAGUACACGUACAGUCCUGACGGCACCAUGCACGGCUUCAUCAAUCACACUCUGUCAUACUUCAACGUGAGUGAUUUUCAGCCUGGCACAGACCCCCUGCAGCCAAUGCACCUUGGCUACCCAGUAGAUAUGUGCAGAUAUAAGGACUACAGAGAGCCUCCAUGGUCUAACACGCCCUAUGAACUUUCCAAGGAGUUCUGGGCCAUUUUAGCCGCCCGCCUCGCCUUUGUUAUUGUCUUUCAGAAUGUGGUGAUGCUUAUGAGCGACUUUGUGGACUGGCUCAUCCCAGACAUCCCCAAAGACAUCAGCCUUCAGAUUCACAAAGAGAAGAUCCUCAUGGUGGAGCUCUUUAUGAAAGAGGAACAGGGAAAAAGGCUCGCAGCGAGGGACAAGGAUAGUCAGGACAACUACACCUCCCCCUCGUCAGCCAAUGAGAGCCCACCACAGCCCCGCUCACGGCCUAUUUCACAUGCUAACUGCUGUUAGAGUGCUAGCUGCUCGGAUCUGGGAAACAAGCACAAGCACAAUGAGCAAACAUAGCAAACUGUAAAUACAGUUGUGCUCAUAAGUUUACAUACCCUGGCAGAAUUUAUGAUUUCUUGGUCAUUUUUCAGAGAAUAUGAAUGAUAACACAGAAACUUUUCUUUCACGCAUGGUAAGUGGUUGGGGGAAGCCAUUUAUUAUCAAUCAACUGUAUUUACUCUUUUUAAAUCAUACUGACAACAGAAACUACUCAAAUGACCCUGAUCAAAAGUUUACAUACCCCAGUUCUUAAUACCGUGUAUUCCCUCCUUUAACAUCAAUGACAGCUUGAAGUCUUUUGUGGUAGUUGUAGAUGAGGGUCUUUAUUUUGUCAGAUGGUAAAGCUGCCCAUUCUUCUUGGCAAAAAGCCUCCAGCUCCUGUAAAUUCUUGGGCUGCCUUGCAUGAACUGCAUGUUUGAGAUCUCCCCAGAGCUGCUCAAUGAUAUUGAGGUCAGGAGACUGAGAUGGCCACUCCAGAACCUUUACUUUAUUCUGUUGUAGCCACUGACAGGUAGACUUGGCCUUCUGCUUUGGAUCGUUGUCAUGUAGGAACGUCCAAGUAUGUCCCAUGUGCAGCUUCUGGACUGAUGAGUACAAGUUUUCCUCCAGUAUUUUCUGAUAACAUGCUGCAUUCAUCUUGUUCCCUGUGCCUCUGUAGCUCACACAUCCCCAAAACAUCAGCGAUCCACCUCCGUGUUUCACAGUAGAGAUUGUGUACUUCUCAUUAUAGGCCUUGUUUACUCCUCUCCAAAUGUAACGUUUAUGGUUGUGGCCAAAAAGUUCAAUUUUGGUCUCAUCACUCCAAAUGACUUUGUUCCAGAAGUUUUGAGGCUUGUCUCUGUGCUGUUUGGCAUAUUGUAAGCGGGAUGCUUUGUGGCAUUUGCGUAGUAACGGCUUUCUUCUGGCGACUCGACCAUGGAGCCCAUUUUUGUUCAAGUGCCUCCUUAUUGGGCAUCUUGAAACAGCCACACCAGUUUUUUUCAGAGACUCCUGUAUUUCAGCUGAAGUUAUUUGUGGGUUUUUCUUUGCAUCCCGAGCAAUUUUUCUGGCAGCUGUGGCUGAAAUUUUUGUUGGUCUACCUGACCGUGGUUUGGUUUCAACAGAACCCCUCAGUUUCCACUUCUUAAUUAAUGUUUGAACACUGCUGAUAGGCAUUUUCAGAUCCUUGGAUAUCUUUUUAUAUCCCUUUCCUGUUUUAUACAGUUCAGUUACCUUUUCCUGCAGAUCCUUUGACAAUUCUUUUGCUUUCCCCAUGAUUUAGAAGCCAGAAACAUCAGUGCAGCACUGGAUGAAAGAUGAAGGGCCUGUCAAGAGCCCAGAAACUCACUGACCUUUUAUACACACACACGGAUUACAAGCAAAUAGAUCACAGGUGAGGAUGGUUACCUUUAGUAGCCAUUCAAACCCGUUUGUGUCAACUUGUGUGCCUGUUAUCAGGCCAAACCUCCAGGGUAUGUAAACUUUUGAUCAGGGCCAUUUGGGUACUUUCUAUUGUCAUUAUAAUUUAAAAAGAAUAAACACAGUUGUUUGAUAAUAAUAAUAAAAAAAACUAUAGCACAACACUAACCAUGAGUGAAAGAAAGGUUUUUGUGUUAUCAUUCAUAUUCUCUGAAAAAUGGCCAAGAAAUCAUAAAUUCUGCCAGGCUAUGUAAACUUAUGAGCACAACUGUACAUAGGCUGGCUGGUAAAGGUUAACAGUUAUCCAUUAAUAUAUGGUCAGUUUGCUGCAUUCACAUUGUUCGGGAACAUUUUCAGGACUUGAACUUUGAUGUGUUCACAUUAGAAUUAGAAUUCCAAGUUAAGAUGUUACUUUUUACACACAUUUUACAUCUUCAGCCAUUAACUCAAAAUCCAGCACGUAGUGCACAGAUAGUACUUUGCCAUAGAUUUAUGAUCUCACAACCAUAUUUAUUUGAAAGGAACAAGCCAUUAGCUUCAUUGAGGAAAUCAACUUUCAGGAUGUCUGAGUGCUAAACUGCACCUGCAGUAGAUUUUAAAGCCUCUCCCAUAAGACAUGAAUGCCGCUUUUUCAAUGAAGACAGCCUCUGUCAGUCCGUCCAAAUGGUCCUGCUGAGAAGAACUUCCUCUGGUAUCUUAUUGCUAUGAUCCAGCAGAAUAGGAGAGCUUCUCUCCUCCUGCAUUAGUGUUUCACAUUUACACAGGCCUUUUUUUAUUUUUUGCACAUGUACAAAUGCAGGAAUUUAACGAUGUGCUUUUUGUAUAUGCAACAUGGUCAAGCACAUGUGUUUUUGUUGUUGGGAUGAACAGCAGGUUUAGGAACACCUGCUAAUUUAUAUUAUUCUCUUGUAUGAGCACCAUAUUGUUUUUUGUUACAUUUGUUACAUUUUUAGAAAGAUCAAACAGCCUGACAAGGUUCAGUGAUGUAAUUCCUGGAAGCACAAGUCACAUUAUUUUUCACUUUAAUGAACUGGAAUUCUUAAAACUACAAUUGAUAAGGUUUAAAGUGUAAACACAAAGAUGUCAUGCUCCAUCUCACUUUGCUGAGAUGCUGUCAAUACAUAUCAUGUGUCCUGUGGACCCUUGCUAAGAUGUGGUAUUGGGUACGGACAGAACUUUUUUGACACAUUAAUCCAUGAUUUGCAAACAGUUUUUUGGCACAUCCAGUACAACAUUAGUUACCAUUUGGAGUAUUUCAGUCCAGUGUGUCCUGUUCUCUGCCUCUUUCAUCUUUGAUUAACUCUUAAUCGUCAUCUGUCUAGGGCCCCUUUCAGACGGGCUUUCCUUUCCAGUAAGCUGACAGCAUCUGAACGUGUUGACUUCAUGUCUGAAUUAGCACCCUGGUAACUUUUCCAUGAAAGUUGUGAUGGGAACCUUAUUAUAUCUGAUUUAUUAACAUGCAUUUUACUCUGAACAAAGCACAAGUCUAAAAUGUAUGUGGUCGCAUCAACAAAUAUUCAAGCUUAAGCAGUGUACUUCAAGAUAUGUGAAGUGAUUCGAGGAAGACUUUUUCCACCUUUUAGCACCAUGAUUGGUCAACAAAUAUGUUGACCAAAAUAUGUUGACCAACUCUGUCCUUUGUCCAGAGCGCAAAGGACACAGUGUGGUACCAAAAUCACAAAACACCUUUCUCAUUCACUCUUCUCUAAAAUUUCAUAUCCAUUGCAAACAAAAGUGUCCAGAAGAUGGACAUUUCAGAAUUUAGGAAUACACUUGCUAUAGUCUCUGUCUUUAUCUCAACAAGACAGAUCAGGUCAUAUUAUUGAUACUCACGAAUAAUGAAUGUAAUCUAGGUUUUCACAAGGAGACUUUCCUCUGGGUUUAAAUACCUGCAGCAUCAGACAGCAGGAGGGUUUAUACGAGCAUCUUUGAGAGAGAGAGUUUCAUACAUUUACGCACAUGGAACAGCAGCAGUAACUUUAUCAAUUACUUGUAAUUAUUAAUUAUCCCCAAUAUGGAGACAGGAUUAUCAGGAUCCAACAAGUCACAGUUUGAACUUCUCCUAACAUCAGACAGGUGAGCUCACAGUCACAGAGUGAGUAAGUUUCAUUUAAAUCAUUUGUUACAUAGUGAUCGUCCUCACAUUGAGUCCACAGCUCCAUCACAGCUGUUGGGACAUUUUUAUUUUAAUGUCAGUAAAGAUAUCGUUAGAUUAUCAUGCAUGGACAGUAUUUUCAGUGUGUAGGAAAUCAUAAAUGAAGUAGUCUAUUAGUUAUUUGAACAGUUUUCUAAACUUACUAUUAGUGUAGAUUUACACUUUUGUUUAUUAGUGUUUUAUUAAGUAUCAUACAUCAGUUGAUGUACUGUCCAGUCUCACAUGUACGAUGAAUAUCACAUGCACCAUGGAUCUAUCACAACUGUGGUGGGUGUUUCUGAAUGAAGCUGUGAUGAACAUUAAAGUAAACGUGACCCAUUGAGAAUAGCUUAAUAAAGCAGCAAUGUUAUGUAUCCCAUGUCAAAAAAAGGCUUAGCUGUGUGGGGCUGGGCAGUUAAGAGUGCAGUCAAUUUCUUUCCAAACAUGUUCCAGAGAAAAAAAAGCUUCCUGCUGUUGUGUGAAACAAGCAAAGAAGUUUGUGGGAAAAACUGUAAUAGCAAAACAAUGUGCGGCAAGACUCGAAAAUACUGUGUGGAACUGCCCAGUUUGUCACUAUGAUCAACCCCUAUUCCAUUACACAUAGUCAUGAUCUGUUUUAAAUGUUAAAACAAUAAUCAGUGCAGCUUUAAAGUGCUUUAAUCAACAUGACUCCAAAUGAAUGCUAAUGUUGUUCUGUCUGGUGAAUGUAUAAUUAUAUGCAACUGUCAUAUCAUUUCCAUCUUUUGCUCCUGCCUGUCAGCUCUCCAUUUAUAGGAAGAAACAGCUCUUAUCUGUUUUGUGUCUUUUGUAUCAUCAGCAAACUGCCAAGUGCAGUUUAUUGAUGUCACCUUGUCUUCAGUUCAAAAUCCUGUAAUCGCUGAAUGCACCAAGGGGACAAGUUGGCCAUUGCAGCUUUACAGAGCUUAGAUUUAAUUAAAACCCAAACUGCCAGCCACAGCUACUCAGAUACUCAGAUUUAGGGUUUUCUGAGCCAAACCUUUUAUCCAUUAAGCAGAUCAUAGUGAUAUUGGGUAAUGCAACCUAGCUAGUUAGCAUAGACUUAGCAACUGUAAAUAAAAUGUAGUUGUCCAUUUCAAAUGUGUGUUUAAAUAUUUACCACACAGGUGUGGUGUCAGAUUUAAAGUUGUGUACUGAAAAUGGAAAUGAAUGCACUCAUGGUUAAAGUCACAUGUAGUGUUCAGUGUAUACAGUUAGUGUCAUUAUACUCACAUGACAUCUGAAAACUGCAUCUGUGGAAUUUUUGGACUGGGGAAUCUUGCUUAUUAGUAUGGGAUGCUAAUUUAAAGGGACAUUGCAUUCAGUUUUUUGCUAGAGGAGAAAUUUCUUGAUGCCUCUGAAAAGCAGUACCAGUGUCUUGCUCAGUGGGACUUCGGUGAGAGUAGGUGAUCGAGGUGACAGCAUUAAUGACUUUCUGCCUUAUAUCCAUGAACUGAUGGUCUUCUGAACUAUCAUCGACUCAUUUAAGCUUUCCUUUCAGUGGUUUUCAUAAAAAGUGAUUUAUCAGUCAAACCUAGCAGAGCAACACUGUUUCAACAUUGAUGUCUUGCCUUAUACUAACAUAAUAAAUUGUCUGGCAUUCUUCCGAAGCUGCAGCUCUUUAGAUAUUCAAGCACAAAGACUGAAUGAUAUUUUUUUUGUAUUUAUUAAACUGCAAAAACAUAUGUGGGAGUGACUGGAUAACAUACUGAAGAAUGGAAGUGUAAUAUGUAAUGUAGACAAAGUCUACACUGUCUAAUUCCCCCUUGCUGUAAAUAUAUAGUCACCUAAAAUUUAAGCCCUCAGCUCAGACUCAUGGAAUGUAUGAUUCACUUUUUUUUCUUCAGUGAUGUAUAAUGAGCUUGAAGUCAAAAUAUUUCUGUUGUAUAUGUCUUUUAGUUACAUGACAAUACAUUUCUAAGUGUAUCUAACAUGUUGAAAGGGUGUUAUCAACCCACAGGGGAACAGAGAUCGACCAACUAAAGACUUUCACAAAGACAGUGAUGAACUUCAUCAUAUUGUACCCAUUUAAAAUCAUCAUUUAAUAAACUAGAAACCAUCAGGAUGGACAUUUUUGUGUGCGGAAGGAUGCCUGGGAAAACAUCUUCUAAUACAGCUAACAGACGUUUUAUCACUAGAGAUGUUCUUCUGCAUGGGCUAUGAUAAAAGCUGCACAUUUUACAUUUUAUUUUUACCAAAUCCUUUUCCUGGUGAUACUGCGUGUAAGUAGGUUAGUGUUGAUAUUCAGUGAUAGAUUAUGUGUUGCCAGAGGGCCGCAGAGCCUGUUUUAAUUAGAAAUAGUUACAGCCUCUAAUUCUCUUCUACCCUCCUGUUACGUGUGAAGACCCUUCCUUGACGUCCUCAUGAGAUGACCUCCUCCUGACAUCCUACUCCUUUUGGCAUUUACAGCAUCAAUAAACACUACACAUUGUGACAAGCUGAUACCUGUUCUAACGUAUGUCAGAGCACAUUCCACAACAUGCCUCAGCACAUCUGCAUGUGUAACCUAUGAGUCUGUCUCUGAUAUUUUGCCUUUUGUUGUUUUAACAAACUGCAAAUAAACCAGAGGUGAAUUGCCUGAGUAGA
This is a messenger RNA of Amphiprion ocellaris (clown anemonefish), 9559 nucleotides long. RefSeq names its product anoctamin 1, calcium activated chloride channel a (gene ano1a). Gene Ontology annotation, molecular function: chloride channel activity; protein dimerization activity. Gene Ontology annotation, cellular component: plasma membrane. Gene Ontology annotation, biological process: chloride transmembrane transport. Lineage: Eukaryota; Metazoa; Chordata; Actinopteri; Pomacentridae. The transcript is spliced from 26 exons. Bases 424 to 3408 code for a protein of 994 amino acids. The record is from RefSeq and is a predicted model, not a curated record.